This is a messenger RNA of Kuraishia capsulata CBS 1993, 2301 nucleotides long. RefSeq lists its product as uncharacterized. The transcript has a single exon. Gene Ontology annotation, molecular function: clathrin binding. Gene Ontology annotation, biological process: clathrin-dependent endocytosis; clathrin coat disassembly. The record is from RefSeq and is a predicted model, not a curated record. Gene Ontology annotation, cellular component: cytoplasm; intracellular membrane-bounded organelle; vesicle. Bases 1 to 2301 code for a protein of 766 amino acids. Lineage: Eukaryota; Fungi; Ascomycota; Pichiomycetes; Pichiales; Pichiaceae.
AUGUCGAAAAGUCAGGAUUUGUUUGCAGACUUGCUGUCUACAAAUUCUAUCAAGAAGUCGGAGAAAAAUAUACCGCUCUCACAGAGACUCAACUCCACACCAAGCUCCAAUGGUGUGAGCUCUCCGAACAACACCAAUAUGUGGCCAGAUCUGGGUCUGUUGGAACAAUUAGGAUCAACGGGUGCAUCGGGAAACUCUAGUUCUGUGGGAAUUGCUGAUUUGCCAAAGAACAAGCCGGUUGUGGCUUCUUCGGUGGAUAUAGAUACGCUGUUUGAGGCAUUCAACCAACCGUCUCCGGCCCCACAACAAAGCCAACAAGGCCCGCAACCGGUUUCAGACGAUUUUUUGCCUGGUAACUCUUCAAAUGGUUCUCAGGAUCCUGUGCCACCAUCUCGAGGUUCUGAACCGGUGAGUUCUGCCCCUUUGUCAUCCUCUGGGUCUACGACAUCUGGGGUCUCUAAACGAGAUGAAGCGUUGGCAGAGCUGGUGGACAUGGGUUUUGGUAUUGAUCAGGCGAACGAAGCCUUGGAGAGCACCGACAGUGGAAGAGAUGUCAAUCAGGCAAUCACUUACUUGAUGAACGCUGCUCAUAGCAAGGCUAAGCAGGAAAAGCUUGGAGCAAAUGGCUCAUCUUCGCAUAGCUCGGACCCUUACGGUGACGACGAUGGUUUUGGAGCUCGUUCGGAUGAUCUGGGCGCAAUGGUCAACGAGCUUUCUGUGGAACUCAAAAAUAAGGCCUCGUUUUGGUUGCAGACAGGCAGAAAGACACUUGCCAAAGGUAUCGACUUGUACAAAAACCAACAACUGGAAAAGAAUAAUAGCCAGCCUGCCUGGAUGAAGAAUAGAGACAGAUAUAAGGCUCAAUCAAUGCGACUUCCAGAUGACGACCCCAGCGAGGAAGUCUCUCCCGAGGAGAUGAGAAGGAUUGUUGAAGAUCAGCGCCUCAGGGAAAUCCAGAUCAGAAAGGAAAGGGAAAGAGAGCAAGACCUAAAGUUGAAACAGAAGAGAGAUGAGGCUAGAGCGAAACUUCAGACUCAUAGACAAAACUCGUCGUCUCCUUCAUCUGCGCACAGUUCUAAGUUUGAUGACCCAUUGCCUUCUAGGAGGAGACAACCACCGUCCAGUGUAUCACCACCUCAAGAACAAUUCAGAGCCAAUUCAGUCGAACCCCAAUCAUCAUCCGCGUCUACUGCUUCAACUUCAUCAAGUGCUUCUCCUUCGUUUUCUGGGUCUAAAACUGACUCGUUCAUGGACAUAUUCAGUGCUCCUGUCCUGACAUCACGACCUGCAAGCAGGGCUAAAACUGAGAACGACGAGAUGUAUGUUUCAAGCUCAAGAAGGAGAGCACCAGCCCCAAAACGUGCAAAUGUUCCCCAGGUAACCCGAACAAAGAUUGUCAUACCAGAAGUUUCGGUGUCGCCAGAUCAAUUGAGCAAAUUCGAGCUCAAGCGCACGGAAGCAAACGAUUUAUUCAAAAAGGGCGACUUUACAAAUGCCCUCGUGGGAUACCAGAGUUGUCUAACCCUUCUUCCAAGUUCCCAUAAACUCACGAUUGUCGUGAAUUCAAAUCUGGCAACAUGCUUCUUGAAACUGGGUGACGCGAAAAGUGCACUCUCCUCUGCUGAUAGUGCUCUUUCAUUCAUCGGAUCUUUCGGCGGGGCACCAGGUGAUCUUGCUGGUGUGGAAGUAGAAUCUGGUAAACCUCUCAAGCAAUUCUGGAUCAAGCUUGUUUCCAGGAAAGCAGAAGCUUUGGAGAAUCUUGAAAAAUACGCGGAUGCUCUAAGUGCCUAUAACAUGUUGGUUGAGAAUGGCGGAGCAUCGAAGCAGGUAAUGGAUGGUAAGAAACGUUGUCAGGAAGUUGUCCAGGGCAAACCACCAGCCAAAGCUCAACCCAAAAAAGCCCCAACGAAACCCAGUGUUUCCAAACCAUCCGCAGCUAUGAAGACCGUUAACGAACAAUCGCAAAAACAACAGCAAUUUGAGGCAGAGAAGUUCCAGUUGCACGAUCAGGUUGAAGCAAGGGUUCAGGAAUGGAAGAGAGGCAAAGAGGACAAUCUACGUGCUUUGCUAUCGUCGCUACAACUAAUUCUGUGGCAGGAUGCUAACUGGAAGCCUGUUUCUGUUGGAGAAUUGAUUAUGGAGAAGAAAGUAAAGAUCACUUAUAUGAAGGCAGUUGCCAAGGUCCAUCCUGAUAAGGUGAGUCCUACGGCAUCCACAGAGCAAAAACUGGUCGCGCAAGCUGUUUUUGUUUCGUUGAAUCAAGCAUGGGCUAAGUUUAAGGAAGCGAAUGGGAUGGAAUAA